AGUUGCCAUUUCUGUCCGUGCACAGCUGUUUUAAAAGCAGAAAGAAACAGUGAAAAGGAAAUAAUUACAUAAAAAACACACUGACCGGCAAAUUGUUGACGACUUUCCCAAAGGUUCCCAUCAAAAAUAGGUCCCGUGCUGCAUUACCGGGAUUGGAGCUUGCCGUAACCAAAGAAUGAGUGGUUACCAAUAUCUGGACGUGAAGCUGAAACUCCGUGAUCCCGACUCCGUGACUUUGACGCCCGUAUUUCUCUACGGUUGCAUUUUCAACUCUUUGGCGAGUAUAUUUGGCGAAAUCGGUGGCCAAACCACUGUGGAUAUUGUGAAAUUUAGCACUGAGCAAAACCGCUUCAUUUUCCGGGUGACCGAGGAUUUCCUGGAACGUGUUCGCAUAGCCUUAACCCUGAUCGGAUACUAUCAGGAGGUGCCCUGCCAUUUCCAGGUGCUCAAUACAUCGCAGAAACCCCUAGAUUUUGAGGAAUCCCCCGUGGAAUUUAUAGCAUUUGACUAA
Messenger RNA from Drosophila eugracilis, 511 nucleotides. RefSeq lists its product as uncharacterized. The coding region runs from base 176 to 511 and encodes 111 amino acids. Gene Ontology annotation, cellular component: ribonuclease P complex. The transcript is spliced from 2 exons. Lineage: Eukaryota; Metazoa; Arthropoda; Insecta; Diptera; Drosophilidae. Gene Ontology annotation, biological process: tRNA 5'-leader removal. The record is from RefSeq and is a predicted model, not a curated record.